GAUUUAAUGAGUUAUAAAUCCAGGGUUCUCAUAUUUUCAGGCAAUCUGCUUAUAAUGACAAUCCUUCUGCAAACUGUAAAUGCUAAAAUUAUUUGGCAGAAGCAAGGGUGUAUAGGCUUGGGGUGCACUCGGAUGGGUACACAUGCACCCUCCCGAUGAGGCAAGACCGAGUACCGACACUGGAAAACAAUACGAAAUUUAUACCCUUCUGCUUUCGAUACCUCCCCAAGAUGUGCACCCCGAGCAUCCCGAGCACCGGUACGGUACCCACCGGUACGCGGUAUCUUUAGGCUAUACGCUACACGACACUUCGGUAAUUGAAAUUGAUGACGGAGAACCGAAACGGAAAAUCAUGAUCGCAGUUCCUACAUUUAACAUUACUUUUGGUCCUGAGUCCUGAUUGAAGCAAUAUAUCUUGGAGACUGAAUAUGACAUAAGCACAUAUAUGGAAUCCAAGUUGAACUUCAAGUUAGAAUGAGAAGACUAGCCAAGUAUGGUGGAUGGGGAUUACCAUGAUCUACCCAGGCAGUUGAUUGCUGCCUGUGAGUGCGGGGACCUUGAUGCUGUCCAGCAGCUUCUGGAUGAUGAUGCAGCAGCCAUCGAGGUGGACUGUGAUGGGGGCGAAUGCUUCACCCCUCUCCAAAUCGCAGCAGCCAAUGGGCAUGAGAACGUUGUUCGUCUUUUGCUCAUGCGGGGUGCUGGACUAGAUACCCAGAAUAGCUAUGGCUGGACAGCCCUGAUGCAGGCAACCUACCAUGGAUUUACCAACAUCGUUGUCCUUCUCCUGCAGAACAAAGCCAAUCCUUCCAUACGGAACAAGAUGGGCGCGACAGCCUUGACACUCGCUGCUUUCAAAGGACACUCGGACAUCGUGAAUAUAUUCCUAGAUCUAUCGGGUGUUGACACCAACGAUCAAAGGACAGGUGAUAUCUAUGGACCUGUCUUGAAACCUACGUUGGCAGCCAUAAUGAAGGGUCAUCAAGCCAUUCUCCGCCAGCUCAUGAACAGGGGCGAUGACCAGUUCUUCACAGACCCAGGAACUGGUUGGACCUUGCUAAUGGUUGCGGCAUUGAGUGGACAUGUUUCUGCAGUGCAAUACUUGGUUGAUUCAGGAUGCAAUCCCAACGCCUUAAAUAUCAAUAACAUGACAGCAUGUGAUAUUUCUGUCUUGUGUAAAAACAAGAGAGCAAAGGAGUUCCUGGAAAAGAAGACUAUCAACAGACCAUCUGCAGGGGAUGAUAGUACAGAAUCUCAAAUCAUUGAAGCCACUGAACAAGGAGACCUGAAGCUUGUCCAGCGCAUUCUUGACAAGGACCCCAUGCAGAGCAACUACACUUCUGUAGAAGGUGCCACGCCCCUCAUGAUCGCCGCUAUGUUAGGCAGGAGGGACAUUGCCGAGACCUUGGUCCAGAGAGGAGCCGAGAUCAACCGUCAAGAUGUCAAGAGCGGAUGGACAGCCCUCAUGCAGGCCACAUUCCACAGGAGAAAAGAUGUAGUGAAGUACUUGAUCCAAGCUGGUGCUGAUCUCAACAUUCAGGCCCGGGACGGCUGCAAGGCCCUGGAUCUUGCUCUGGUCAUCGUAUCAGAUGAAACAGACAAAGUUGGCAGUGAAUUGACGCGUCUCCUAGCUCCUAUCACACUGCUCUCUGUUGGCAACGAUCAAACCACUCCAGAGGUCAAAGUUCAAGAGAACGGUCAGAUGUGGACGACGAGACUGAAUAGCGUAGACCAGAUGGAGGACCAGGAGGAUACCAAGCAGUCUGGUCUCAAGGCAUGGUGGUCUCGAAUGUCAAAUCGGUUCCGCAACCUGAAGCUGACUCGCACACUACGGGGAGGGCUCGGGUCAACCACGAAGCUCAUCCCCUUCCCGGACGAUACGGCCAGACCGGAUGAAACCCUGAAGAGCAUGGGCAGCAGUUCUUACGUCAAUGGAGGAGAACCUUCGCCAGUCAAAGAGGGCAGCAAACAUCAAAGAAGGAAAUCCAAGGAAGGGUCUCGUGUUUCUUUCUCAAAAGCAAGCACCAAACCCGAACCUGUUCAGCCAUUGGACAUGCAAGCACCUCAUUCCAAGAAUAAUGACAAACUACUCCCGGUAAUUCCACCCUUUCUACCUCCUCCGAGUUUUGAGCUUCACAAUGCUGACAAGUCAAGGAGGUCACACUCCAAAGCAAAGGGCAUGGGUCCUGGAAGGCCAAGCACGGCACUAUCGAGUAACACCACCAGCACCACCUCCACCGCCACCUCGACCACCAACACCAGUCGCAUGCCACGCCCCAUGUUUACCACCCGUAGGCCUGGAAGCACCGGCAUUAGCCCAUCCAACUCCGCCCAUUUCAGUAGCACCAUCAGCCCCAGUUCAUCAGGGGAGGCAUCCGCACUCAGCAGGGGUCUGCUAUCGGCAAGGAAGCAAGGACAUUCAUCAUCCUCUGGGGUUCUGUCCAGUCGGGUGCUUCAUGGGUCAACAACCAGCCGAGCAGGUGAUAGCUAUGGGUCUGUAGCUCCAGUAGAAGACCAACUUGGAACCAGGAAACGAUAUGCCUCAGCGUCAUCAGUUCCAUCUUUAGCACAGAUACCAUCCUCACCUCCUUCCCAGCCUAGCAACGAAUCGCACGCUCCCACCUCGAAUCCCCCGAACCGACGCCACUCCGCUAACCUCACUGCCGCAAACAUAGGCUCCAACUCAUCUGUUCAUCGUCCCAAGACCCGGUCCCACAGCGGCAGUGCAUCGACCCGCGGGAGCACCUCCUCCACGCUCACCCCAACCCCAUCCCCCAUUCCAAUGGGGAGGGGGAGGAUGAGCGGUGGAGGGUCCAGUCACAGUGGGGGAGGGGGAGGGAGUUCUGGGGGUGUCCAGAGGGAAGCAUUCCAAGGUGCCAGGAAGACCAGUGCUGGUAGUAGCAGCAUCAGUGAAGAAGAUGAAUUAUCAAGCCUGCUAAAGAAGCUAUCAUUAGAGAAAUAUGCACCGAUAUUUGAAGAACAAGAGGUUGACAUGGAAGCCUUUCUUGCUCUCAAUGACUCCGAUCUCAAGGAGAUGGGUAUCAGGCAUAAGGAACCUAGGAAUCAGAUACUUACAGCCAUUACCCAGAUGAACUCUGGGAAGCAUCAAGAUGACCAUGACAACUAUUCACCUUCUAUGACGAGGUAUGCCUUUCAGAGGUGAUUCAGAUCUUGAUAAGAGACCUCAGAAUCCUCAAAUGAAAUCUGGUGAGCAACAUGAUGUCCAUGACAGCUAUUCACCACUACAUGUAGGUCUGCAUUUUUUAGGUGAGUCAGACCUUGACAGACAACCAAUGAAACUAGGAAUCGGAUAGUCAUCGCUUAGAUUGACCCUGUUAAGUAACAAGAUGGCCGUGACAGGUAUUCACUUCUAGGUAUGCCUUUCAGAGGUGAUUCAGUCCUUGACAGAAAACCAAUGGAACUAGGAAACGGAUAGUCAUCGCUUAGAUUGACCCAGUUAAGUAACAAGAUGGCCAUAGAAGGUAUUCACCUCUAUGUAUGCCCUUAAGAGGUGAUUCAGACCUUGACAGACAACCAAUGGAACUAGGAAUCGGAUAGUCAUCGCUUAGAUUGACCCUGUUAAAUAACAAGAUGGCCAUGACAGGUAUUCACUUUUAGGUAUGCCUUUCAGAGGUGAUUCAGUCCUUGACAGACAACCAAUGGAACUAGGAAUCGAAUAGUCAUCGCUUAGAUUGACCCUGUUAUGUAACAAGAUGGCCAUGACAGGUAUUCACUUCUAGGUAUGCCUUUCUCAGGUGAUUCAGUCCUUGACAGACAACCAAUGGAACUAGGAAUCAAAUAGUCAUCGCUCAGAUGAACUCUGGUAAGCAACCCGAUGACCAUGACAAUUAUACAUCGCUAGGUAUUUCGUUCUGAUGUGGCUCAAACCUUGACAGAAAACCUCAAGACCUCAAAAUCCAUACAGUGUAGAUGAAACCUUGUAAGCGACAAGAUGGCCAUGAAAUCUUUUCACCCUCUAUGACUAGGUAUGACUCAAAGGUAAAUUAAAGAACCUCUGGGUCUCAAUUAUUAAAACACAUACAAAGUUAUUGUCAUUAGCAAAAUAGCAUUAAAUAUGUGUAUGUAGAAUAUUUGAAAUAAUUAAUUUAUUAAAAACUAAUUCGGUUUGGAUUCACAGGCCUACUUGACGAUAUCAUAUCCAAAGAACUUGUAUCUCAAACAUCCCACCAAAUAAGGUUUUGGACAAUUAGAAUUAUAAAUACUGCCUAACUGAAUGAGGCACAGGCAAUUUAAUUGUUCACUAUGCCCAUUUCAAUAUCACUCAUGGCGAGAGUGUUAUAACCCGUGAAUGUAUUAUCACCAGUCAUGUGCUAUCACCUUUAUUCAGCCUUUUUAAUGUCAUAUACAUAUUUCAUAAUGCUAGAACAUGGAAUAUUCAACACUUGAUUAGAGCAUAAUGUCUUUAACAAAAAUGGCUGAUCUAUUUUGCAAUAUCUACAAGGCUGAUUAGUGCUAUAUUAUUGUACUAUAGUUAAUGUAGUUUCAUAAACAGUGUUUAGAGGGAAGAAACACAAAUUUUACUUUAUUUAUUAUGCCAUUUGUAUUUUUAUGCUUCUGCCCACGGUAGGUGGUUGAUGAAAGUAAUGUUUUCGGGUUGUGUGUCUGUUAGGUCCUAACAGGUACAAAAGUUAAGAAUGUUGGAGCAGAAAUCGGUAAUAUCACCUUGAACAUCUUACACAAUGGGGCACAGGAUAUGUUUGCUUGAUAAUUGAUAAAGGAGUGCUAUUUCAAAUUGUCAAUGCUAUGCAAAUAUAUAACCAUUAAAAAACAGGGUCAAAGUAAAAUUUCCAAAACCAUUUUAUAUUGAAAAAAGGGAAAAUGUUAGAAGUAUUCAUAAUGAAGGUAUACAAACACUCGUAGUAUACAUGUAUGUAAUAUUCAAAUGACAUUCUGUGUCAUGGUACUGUAGUUAUUUAUUUAUUUAUUUUUUUCUAAUUUGCAGAGUUUAAGAUCUUGGUGCACACCUUGAAAAUAGUUGUGAAUAUCGGUAAUUUAAAUUUCAUCAAGAUAAUGUAAAUAAUGUGUGAUUUGUAAACAAAUACAUAAAUAAUGAUUGCCAUUGUUUGACAAGAAGGGGAUUUUAUUUUCUCUGGAUAAUGGAUUUGUGAGAUUCUUUUGUGUUAUGCAAGGUAAAAAUACAUUUUAUAUAGUUUUUAAAAGGCAAAGUCCACCCCCGCCAAAUUUAUUUGAUUAAUAUAAAUUAGGGAAUCAUCGUCACCAUCCACCUACAUUUUCUUUUUUUCUUAUUUUACUCUACAAAAUAUGAAAUACAUGUAUUUUAUUUUCUCCUCACUAAGAUGUAAAAAAAGUUUGAAUUUUACUUGGACAUGUUGAAUUGUUUUGUGAAAACUGUCUUAUUUGAUAUCCGAUUUCAAUGAAAUUUUCAGCACUAUACUUGUUUGAUUUUCUCUUUGCAUUCAAAUCACCUUUUCUUGGGCUAGACUUCCCCUUUGUGAUCUUAAAACUCUGUUUUUUUCCAACUUGAAAGCAACUCAAAUUAAGUAUGAAUGUGAAUUCUAAGCAACCUUAUAAAACCUUUUUGUUCUCGCUGUAAAAAUUAAGGAAUGAAUUGAUUGUGAAAUAAAGAUAUUGGCAUCCGCCACACACCACAAUACCCACCUGUGCCCCGAUUCCAAACAAGAAGAUAUCAAGCAUAGGAAAUGUGUUCCCUAAUAAAUUUUCUACAUCUACAAUGUACAUGUGAGUACAGAAGCAUGGUAAAUCCUUACCAUAACUCAUUGCAAUCUAAGCUACAAAUUAAAGCCCAUUUGGCUUUUCUCUUACCAACCCACAGGUUUGUAGUCAGUAUUGGUAUCAUAUUAAUUUGAAGAAUCUAGUAUGAAAUUUGUCUAGAGAUUUGUCAUAUAUUUUGUGGUGGACUGUAUAGACCACAUGUGUUAAUAUAAGAUACAUGUAAGAAUACAGAAUUAUAGGUGAUGAUGCUGUGGAUGUGUUAAGAAUAAAUUUUUCAUAAUUUUUUUUCCUUUUA
Molecule: messenger RNA, 6007 nt
Organism: Lytechinus pictus (painted urchin)
Lineage: Eukaryota; Metazoa; Echinodermata; Echinoidea; Temnopleuroida; Toxopneustidae
Product: ankyrin repeat and SAM domain-containing protein 6-like
Exons: 14
Coding region: 494-3160 (888 amino acids)
Molecular function (GO): protein binding
Source: RefSeq, a predicted model, not a curated record